Camelina sativa (false flax) is the source of this 1761-nucleotide messenger RNA. RefSeq names its product protein kinase PINOID. Gene Ontology annotation, biological process: protein phosphorylation. NCBI's taxonomy places the organism in Eukaryota, Viridiplantae, Streptophyta, Magnoliopsida, Brassicales, Brassicaceae. The record is from RefSeq and is a predicted model, not a curated record. Gene Ontology annotation, molecular function: ATP binding; protein kinase activity.
UUCAUCGCCUCUCUCUAAACUAAAACUCGUCAGUUCUCUUCUUCUCUCUCAACUUCUGAGAACGAAAUUAAAAAAAAAAAAAAAUUUAUUCUUCUUCUCAAAUCAUAAACCCUUAAAUCUUCAUCUCAAUGCCAUUUCACAAAGAUUCUGUUCUGUUUCAUCACUUUGAUCAUUAGUCUUCAGAUUUCAAUUUCUUGAACCAUUUCUUGAUUUUUUUUUUUGUUUCCGAACGAUGUUACGAGAAUCAGACGGUGAGAUGAGUUUAGAAACAACAAACUCACCUAUCAGCAGCGGAACAGAGAGCUGCAGUAGUUUCAGCCGUCUAUCAUUCGACGCGCCGCCGUCGUCAACCACCGCGAUAAUCCCCGAAGAAGAAAGCUUCAUCUCUCUCAAACCACACCGUUCCUCAGAUUUCGCUUACUCAGAGAUCCGACGGCGGAAAAAACACGGCCUAACCUUCCGAGAUUUUCGCCUCAUGCGCCGUAUCGGCGCCGGAGACAUAGGUACCGUUUACUUAUGCCGUCUCGCCGGAGACGAAGAAGAGAGCCGGAGCUCGUACUUCGCUAUGAAAGUAGUGGACAAAGAAGCCCUUGCCUUGAAGAAGAAGAUGCAUAGAGCAGAGAUGGAGAAAACGAUUCUGAAAAUGCUCGACCACCCUUUUUUGCCGACUCUUUACGCCGAGUUCGAAGCUUCUCAUUUCUCUUGUAUCGUCAUGGAGUAUUGCUCCGGCGGUGAUUUACACUCUCUCCGUCAUAAACAGCCUCACCGGAGAUUCACCCUUUCCUCCACCAGAUUUUACGCGGCUGAAGUUUUAGUAGCGUUAGAAUAUCUACACAUGCUUGGUAUCAUCUACAGAGAUCUAAAGCCUGAAAAUAUCUUAGUUAGAUCGGACGGUCACAUUAUGCUCUCUGACUUUGACCUCUCCUUACGCUCCGACUCAAUCGCCGCCGUUGAAUCUUCCUCAUCGUCACCGGAGAAUCAACAGCAGCUUCGUUCGCCGCGACGGCUCACUCGUCUCGCUAGGCUUUUCCACCGUGUCUUGCGGUCUAAAAAGGUUCAGACUUUAGAACCAAACCGUCUCUUUGUUGCUGAACCGGUUACAGCCCGGUCCGGUUCGUUUGUUGGUACGCAUGAGUACGUGGCACCUGAGGUGGCUUCAGAUGGGUCGCAUGGUAAUGCCGUUGACUGGUGGGCCUUUGGUGUGUUUCUCUACGAGAUGAUUUACGGCAAGACUCCGUUCGUUGCGCCGACUAAUGACGUCAUCCUCCGUAACAUCGUGAAAAGACAGCUGAGUUUCCCGACCGAUUCGCCGGCGACGAUGUUCGAGCUCCACGCGAGGAGUUUGAUUUCCGGGUUGCUUAACAAAGACCCGACUAAACGACUCGGUUCACGGAGAGGCGCGGCGGAGGUGAAAGUUCAUCCUUUUUUCAAAGGUCUAAACUUUGCGCUCAUACGCACACUUACUCCGCCGGAGAUUCCUUCAUCCGGCGUCAAGAGGCCGGUAAAAUCGGCGACGUUCGGUGGUAGAAGUAGUAACAAACCAGCGGCGUUCGAUUACUUUUGAUAUUAAACGGUUGAGAUUAGCACCACGUGGUUAGUCGGUUGAGGUCGGUGCCAGGGUUUUUGGUGACCGCCUUGUGACGAUAGAGCUGUAUAUAUUCCCUCGAAGCUGUCCUUUUUUUUUUUCCAGUCUUUAAUUUUUAAUAUUUUUGUUCCCUAAUCUGACUUCGUAUAUUAAAAACUAGGUGACUUUUCACGCGA